CUCUCCCACAAGGCAGCCUGGCUCCCGGCGCUGGCUCUCCAGCUGUUCUUAGGCCGGGGCGAGGGUCCGGAGAGGGAGAGCGGGCUGCGACUGGUCUCCGCUCCCCGGCCCCCUUCUCCGCGUCUAUUGGUGCUUCCGUGGAGCCGGCAGCCUGGCUGGCCGCUUCCGGGCGGCUGCCCGCGCUCCUGACUGACAGGCGCCGUCCCCACUGCCCGCGCCACCCGCCACGUCCCCUCUCUCGGCCGGCGCAUGGCGUGGCUGCGGACCGCUCUCUCGGAGUCCAGCAAUAUGUGGGUUCCCGGCUUCGGACCCGCGCGACUUCCCCGGCGUCCUGGGCUGGUGUCGUCCUCGAUGCGGCCGCUGUGGCCGCUGCUUCUGUUUCUGCUGGUGGCCGUGCGGCCGGUGCGCGCCUGGGAGAGCGGAGACCUGGAGUUGUUCGACUUGGUGGAGGAGGUGCAGUUGAACUUCUAUGAGUUCCUCGGGGUGCAGCAGGAUGCUUCAUCUGCAGACAUCAGAAAAGCAUAUCGUAAGCUUUCACUAACCUUACAUCCAGACAAGAACAAAGAUGAAAAUGCAGAAACUCAAUUUAGACAAUUGGUGGCCAUUUAUGAAGUUUUAAAGGACGAUGAAAGAAGGCAGAGGUAUGAUGAUAUUCUGAUCAACGGACUUCCAGAUUGGCGACAGCCUGUAUUCUACUACAGGAGAGUGAGAAAAAUGAGCAAUGCUGAGCUGGCCUUGCUCCUGUUCAUUAUUCUCACCGUAGGCCAUUACGCCGUGGUGUGGUCCAUCUACCUGGAAAAGCAACUGGAUGAACUGCUUAGUAGAAAGAAGAGAGAGAAGAAGAGGAAGACAGGAAGCAAGAGUGUGGAUGCAGCGAAACCUGGUGCUUCUGAGAGGAACGAAAGAUUGCUUAUAAAACCACAAUGGCAUGAUUUGCUUCCAUGCAAACUGGGAAUUUGGUUUUGCCUUACACUAAAAGCAUUGCCUCAUCUGAUCCAGGAUGCUGGGCAGUUUUAUGCGAAAUACAAGGAGACCAAAUUGAAGGAAAAAGAAGAUGCGCUGGCGAGAGUGGAGCUCGAGACGCUUCACAAACAGAAGAAAGCUAAAGUUAAAAAGCCCAAACCAGAAUUUCCUGUGUAUACGCCUUUAGAAAAUACAUAUAUUCAGUCUUAUGAUCAUGGAACUUCUAUUGAAGAGAUUGAGGAGCAAAUGGAUGACUGGCUGGAAAACAGGAACAGAACUCAGAAAAAGCAGGCACCUGAAUGGACAGAAGAGGACCUCAGUCAACUGACAAGAAGUAUGGUUAAGUUCCCAGGAGGGACCCCAGGUCGAUGGGAGAAGAUUGCCCAUGAAUUGGGUCGAUCUGUGACGGACGUGACAACCAAAGCCAAGGAACUGAAGGAUUCAGUCACCAGCUCCCCCGGAAUGACCAGGCUCUCUGAACUGAAGUCAAACGUUCAGAAUUCCAGGCCACUCAAGAUAGCCACAGCCUUGCCAGAUGACAUCAUCACCCAGCGAGAGGACUCAGCAGGGGCCAUAGAGGAGGAGGAGGAGGAGCAAGAGACUGCUGAGGGUGACCAGGAGACAGUGACCUCAGAAGCCCGGCCUCGGAGGCGGAAAUCAGCCAAGGUGGCGGAGGUAGUAACCAGGGUGGAACCAGAGGAGAAGCUGAGAGGAAAGAGGCAAAAAGAUUUUGAUAUAUCGGAACAAAAUGAUUCCAGUGACGAAGAGAGACCGAGAAAAGAAAGAAGCCGUGCUGCAGAGGACGCCUGGACUCAGAGUCAGCAGAAACUUCUGGAGUUGGCAUUACAGCAAUACCCAAAAGGAGCCUCUGACCGAUGGGACAAAAUCGCCAAAUGUGUCCCGUCUAAGAGUAAGGAAGACUGUAUUGCUAGAUACAAGCUGCUGGUUGAACUGGUCCAAAAGAAAAAGCAAGCUAAAAGCUGAAUCUCCUGGAAGAUGACUGUGACCAUCGUUUUCCAAACGAGUACUCUAGAAAUCUUAUGCAGAAACUUGCAUUUUGUACCUCAGUGUUUCUAAACGUCAUGUGCCUUAGUAAAAAAAAAAAGGAAAAGAGUUACUCAACUGGA
Messenger RNA from Rattus norvegicus (Norway rat), 2090 nucleotides. RefSeq names its product DnaJ heat shock protein family (Hsp40) member C1 (gene Dnajc1). Gene Ontology annotation, biological process: regulation of protein secretion; regulation of protein metabolic process. The record is from RefSeq and is marked validated. Lineage: Eukaryota; Metazoa; Chordata; Mammalia; Rodentia; Muridae. The transcript has 12 exons. Gene Ontology annotation, cellular component: plasma membrane; nuclear membrane; nucleus. Gene Ontology annotation, molecular function: protein-folding chaperone binding. Bases 250 to 1947 code for a protein of 565 amino acids.